AUGAAAACCGAGCACGAGUGUCCCGAGACAUUCUUCGAGGCUUGGCUUUCUGAACAAAACCAAGACCUCCACCACCUCACCAAUGUUGCCGCCGACCACAAUCACGGCAAUUCGGACGAUUCGAAAUUAUUAGGCGCGCUCGUGGACCAAGUGGUGAAGCAUUAUGAGAGUUACUACGAGGCAAAGUCGAGAUGGGCUGAGCAUAACGUGCUGACCAUGUUGUCUCCGCCGUGGACAAGCACACUCGAAAAUGCCUUCUUUUGGAUAGGCGGGUGGCGACCAAGCAUGUCAUUUCAUUUGCUCUACUCAAAGUCUGGUUUGCAGCUGGAGGCUCAACUCGCCGAGAUGAUGCGAGGAUUCAGCACUACUGACCUGAGUGAUUUAUCGCACAGCCAGCUCGCCGGGAUAAACAAUUUGCAAGGCGGGGUUAUCAAGCAGGAGAAGCACAUAAAUCACAAGAUGGCGAAACUACAGGACACUAUCGCAGACACAACAAUGGUCGAGUUGUCGCACUUGCAUGUGGCCGCCGAGAUGGUGAGGAAGAAUGGUCAUAAAGGAAGAGAUGAUGUUGAUGAUCAUGGAGACCUAGUUGAGUCUACUCUAUCACAGAAGCAGAAAGGAUUGGAGGAGAUUUUGCAUAGGGCUGAUGAGUUACGGCUCAGAACACUCAAGAACAUCACGUGUAUUCUUACACCAAUCCAGGCCGUCCAUUUUCUAAUUGCUGCUGCUGAGUUACACCUGAAGCUUCACGACUGGGGAAAAAAGAUGGAUGCCUCCGGCCAAGUAGUCGGCGCCUGA
This is a messenger RNA of Argentina anserina (silverweed cinquefoil), 798 nucleotides long. RefSeq names its product protein DELAY OF GERMINATION 1-like. Gene Ontology annotation, molecular function: sequence-specific DNA binding. NCBI's taxonomy places the organism in Eukaryota, Viridiplantae, Streptophyta, Magnoliopsida, Rosales, Rosaceae. The record is from RefSeq and is a predicted model, not a curated record. Gene Ontology annotation, biological process: DNA-templated transcription. The transcript has a single exon. The coding region runs from base 1 to 798 and encodes 265 amino acids.